GCCAUGGGGCCGCCGCCCGGGGCCGGGGUCUCCUGCCGCGGUGGCUGCGGCUUUUCCCGAUUGCUGGCCUGGUGCUUCCUGCUGGCUCUGAGUCCGCAAGCCCCCGGUUCCCGGGGAGCCGAAGCAGUGUGGACCGCGUACCUCAACGUGUCCUGGCGGGUUCCGCACACCGGAGUGAACCGCACCGUGUGGGAGCUGAGCGAGGAGGGCGUGUACGGCCAGGAUUCGCCGCUCGAGCCAGUGGCUGGGGUCCUGGUACCGCCCGAUGGACCAGGGGCGCUGAACGCCUGUAACCCGCACACGAAUUUCACGGUGCCCACGGUCCCGGGGGACUGGGGCAGCAGCGUGCAAGUCUCUUGGUUGGCCCUCAUCCAGCGCGGCGGGGGUUGCACCUUCGCAGACAAGAUCCAUCUGGCUUACGAGAGAGGGGCGUCUGGAGCCGUCAUCUUUAACUUCCCGGGGACCCGCAAUGAGGUCAUCCCCAUGUCUCACCCGGGUGCAGGAGACAUUGUUGCAAUCAUGAUUGGCAAUCUGAAAGGCACAAAAAUUCUACAGUCUAUUCAAAGAGGCAUACAAGUAACAAUGGUCAUUGAAGUAGGGAAAAAACAUGGACCUUGGGUGAAUCACUAUUCAAUUUUCUUCGUUUCUGUGUCCUUUUUUAUUAUUACGGCAGCAACUGUGGGCUAUUUUAUCUUUUAUUCUGCUCGAAGAUUACGGAAUGCGAGAGCUCAAAGCAGGAAGCAGAGACAGUUAAAGGCAGAUGCUAAAAAAGCUAUUGGAAGGCUUCAACUCCGCACACUGAAACAAGGAGACAAGGAAAUUGGCCCGGAUGGAGAUAGUUGCGCUGUGUGUAUUGAACUAUAUAAACCUAAUGAUUUGGUGCGCAUCUUAACCUGCAACCAUAUUUUCCAUAAGACAUGUGUUGACCCAUGGCUAUUAGAACACAGGACUUGCCCCAUGUGCAAAUGUGACAUACUCAAAGCUUUGGGAAUUGAGGUGGAUGUUGAAGAUGGAUCAGUGUCUUUACAAGUUCCGGCAUCCAACGAAGCAUCCAAUAGUGCCUCUCCUCAUGAAGAGGAUAAUCGCAGUGAAACUGCAUCGUCUGGAUAUGCUUCAGUUCAGGGCGCAGAUGAACCGCCUUUGGAGGAACAUGUGCAGUCAGCAAAUGAAAAUCUACAGCUGGUAAACCAUGAAGCAAGUUCCAUGGCAGUGGAUGUUGUUCCUCAUGUUGACAACCCAACCUUUGAAAAAGAUGAAACUCCUGAUCGAGAGACUGCUGUUCGAGAAAUUAAAUCAUAA
Messenger RNA from Lipotes vexillifer (Yangtze River dolphin), 1299 nucleotides. It is a transcript of the gene RNF128, whose product is annotated as ring finger protein 128. Bases 4 to 1299 code for a protein of 431 amino acids. The transcript is spliced from 7 exons. The record is from RefSeq and is a predicted model, not a curated record. Lineage: Eukaryota; Metazoa; Chordata; Mammalia; Artiodactyla; Lipotidae.